Molecule: messenger RNA, 1191 nt
Organism: Trichoderma reesei QM6a
Lineage: Eukaryota; Fungi; Ascomycota; Sordariomycetes; Hypocreales; Hypocreaceae
Exons: 2
Coding region: 1-1191 (396 amino acids)
Source: RefSeq, a predicted model, not a curated record
AUGUCUGAUCGAAUCAUCCCCAACGGCUCCUCAGACAGCCAUCCCAUCUCCGGCCUCGACGACUUCCAGACUCACCUCCAGCACCUCCAAGAUGAUCCCUCUCAGCCCUUCAACCUCAAGCUCCUCGACGACAUCGAGCUCCAGCUAACAGAAUCAAACAUCCCUCCCCUCCUCCCAACCGUCCUCCCCCCUCUCACCCAGAUCCUCAAAACCACCUCCCAAGAUCCCUCCCCCUUGCUCUCCCUCACAAUCAAGCUCCUCUCCCCCCUGACAUUCACCCGCACCCUCACCAUCGCCGACCCGCCCUCCCUUCUCGCGGCCCUCUCCUCCCCUCUCCCAGGCGCCAACCUCCUCGCCCUCGCCAUCAUCCACAAGGCCGCCAAGACGCCCACCGAGGUCGCCCUCCUCAGCACCCUCCCGGACGUCGUCGACGCCCUCGUCACCCGCUGGCUCGACAGCCCAGACGUCGGCGUCGGCGAGCGCGCGGCCAAAGUCCUCGGCGACCUCCUGGAGACGGACUGCGAAAUCAUCCGCGAACCACCACCACCACCACCACCCCCGGCAGCAGGCAACCCUAACGGGAGCACUCAUGGCUUCCAAGUCUUUCCCCCCGCCACUGCCGCAGCCAACAGACGGCGCAUGCUGCCCGGCCACGGACGCCUCUGGCGCUUGAUCCUCCUCGAGCGGCCCAUGCUCCAACGCAUCACCACCCUAUGCUCCCCUGAGACGACGACGACAACAACAACAACAACAAGUAGUCCACCUACCAGGCCAAGACACCAAACGUCGCUCUCGCAAGGCCGCCUCCUCCGCCUCCUCACGCGCCUCGCAACGCUCAACAUCCGCGCCAUAAGCCAGACCUCCUUCCCAGAGCUAUUCCCCCUGUCCGACGCCGCCGCGCAAGCCCUAGGCCGAGGACUCCUGCAGUGGGCUGCGCUGAGCAUGGUGUCCAGGACGGAGGACGUCCUCAUGCACUUGAACUUGAUUGACUUUUUCGAGACGUUUGUGAGCGUGAUGCGCGUGGCUGGGCUGGAUGCCGAGGAGAAGAGCAUCGUGAGGACGUUGGUCAGGGUCGCGGCUGCGGAGGACGGGCAGUUGCGGGAUGCGUUGAGGGGCCUGCCGAAUAGGACUGUAGAGGAGGAGGCCGAGCCUCUGCGAGCGUAUAUCAGCGAUAUCCUGGGUGGAAAUUGA